GGCGGCCUUCGUCGACGUCGAGGGCGGCGGCCACGGACAGCUCGUGGUCUCCGCCGCCGACGAGACCUGGCGAGUCAUCCUAUGCUGGGGAUCACGGGGCCGAAGGAUCGACGUCAACCAGCACGGCAUCCCUCCAUCUCUCGUGGAUCUGCAGGUUCGCGCCGGUGUCACAUCGGAGGAUCCACGCUUCAGAUAGCUCAAUAUCGCAUCCUUCGGCCACCGACUCGUGAAAUACGAUCCCCUGACCGAGUUUGGAGCUACUUGGAAAGAGCGCCUCCCGGGCGCCUGUCGAUCUACUCGCACGCGAUCGACGGAGAUAUUGGGUUCCGUGACGUAGACCCGCUGACCGGUACGUUCAUGGAUUCUCGUGCCGGGGGACGGUCGAAGAAAGAUGUCGAGCGUGCACCGCCGAAUGCCCUGGAUGGGGGAAACUAUUUCGCAAACCUCUACUCGAUAAUGCUCGAGAGGGACGUUGGUUCAAUAGAGUUCUCGUCGUGGCUUUGCUUUCGGGCGAGGAAUGUAUACCGGCCGUUACUGGGCUCCGGGGCCGAGGUUGUCGGUGCCAAGGACCAGACGACGAGCCUCCGUCCUCGAGCGCUUCACGUCGGGGUUUGCGAGGGCCACGUGUGCCGCUUGGUGCUCGAUGGCCCUUGGAAGGAUCGCCUCACCGGCGCUCGCGAGGGGGCGGCGUUUCGCCGUAUUGCCGAGGCGGCCGAGGAGGGGGGGGGAGAGGAGGAAUCGGAUGGUGACACCAGAACCUUUGGUCGAUGCGCGGACAUGACGGAGGCAAUCCUCUCCUCGAGUCAGACGGAGGCGGACCAGCAGACCGCUCGUAAGCGGCGGAGAGGAACCGAUGACAAGGCAGACAGCAAGAAGACCUGGUACGCACCUCCCGGUACGGCGCUGGACGAGCUCAUGCUCCAUCUCCACCUCGGUGUCGUGGCUUGUACGGGCAGACUGACCAGCUACAGCCACUGGGAUUCGUUGUCGUUACCGGCGCACGGCAUCAUCAUUCGAACCUGGUGCGGCGCGAGCAUGGGCGGACUGGAUCCAGAUGUGCUCUAA
Molecule: messenger RNA, 1065 nt
Organism: Ectocarpus sp. CCAP 1310/34
Lineage: Eukaryota; Phaeophyceae; Ectocarpales; Ectocarpaceae
Source: the annotation of a GenBank genome assembly